This is a messenger RNA of Scheffersomyces amazonensis, 213 nucleotides long. RefSeq lists its product as uncharacterized. Lineage: Eukaryota; Fungi; Ascomycota; Pichiomycetes; Serinales; Debaryomycetaceae. The transcript has a single exon. The record is from RefSeq and is a predicted model, not a curated record. Bases 1 to 213 code for a protein of 70 amino acids.
AUGCACAAUAUACCCUGUAUAUUUAAUCUGAAGAUGAGAUAUAAGAAAUACAGGACGUGUAUAAGAAUUUUAGUAACAGCAGAACAAGAGGUACAAGAGGUACAAGAGGUACAAGAGGUACAAGAGGUACAAGAGGUACAAGAGGUACAAGAGGUACAAGAGGUACAAGAAGUACAAGAAGUACAAGAGGUACAAGAAAUACAAGAAGUAUAG